Messenger RNA from Trematosphaeria pertusa, 2276 nucleotides. RefSeq lists its product as uncharacterized. The record is from RefSeq and is a predicted model, not a curated record. Lineage: Eukaryota; Fungi; Ascomycota; Dothideomycetes; Pleosporales; Trematosphaeriaceae. The coding region runs from base 170 to 2101 and encodes 643 amino acids. Gene Ontology annotation, biological process: transmembrane transport; monoatomic ion transport. The transcript has 3 exons. Gene Ontology annotation, cellular component: membrane. Gene Ontology annotation, molecular function: monoatomic ion channel activity.
CAACAACCAACCUCGUUUUAAUCCCUCUUUCUCCUCAGCCGCGCCCUCUGCCCCCUCAUUGAGACGCCAUCAGCCCUUUUGUACAUUGCGCAAUUGCCCUCCGGCUUUCCCUACAUCCCCUCUCACAGCGUUUGCGACCCGCGGAGCUUGACGACGCUCCGGCACAGCAAUGGUACGAUGGAGCAAGCUGUGGAAUGCCGACGGCCACGACAGGCGGCACCAGCUCCAGGAUGAGAUGCGAUCGCUCCUACCCACCAGCAGUGAGCACCCUCCGCCGCCGUCCAUCCCGCCCAAAGAGGUCACUAAGGUCGCCCUCCGCCUCAGACACCAGCUCGAACAAGUCAUACCCUGCGAAUUGGAAGAGGCCAAGGUCACGAGUCCUCACAGUCCAAUCCUGACUCACGCCGUCAUCGAAACGGCCAAGCAAGCCGGCGGCGAGCAGUACAAGGCAUGCGUCGUCUUCUGUCUGCUCGUGGUCAAGAAAUGGUUCAAAACGCAAGCAAUGUGCGAGCUGUGGGAUGCCGACUUGCACGAGGUGCGUGCCGUGGCUGCCGAGAUGUUAGCCAAGCGUAUCAUCGAAGGCGAGGAAGACUUGGACUACUUGAUGGAGGAGGUCUUGCUUAAGCGGUAUUCCUAUCUCGUCGACGGAGAGCCCUCGUCUCCCGCAAAUGCCAUCGAGCGCGCCGUCGACCUGCAUGCUUUGACAGUCAUUGGAUCGUCGGGCUACCAGAAGUGCAUUGCCUACCUCUGGUGGGGAUGGUUUGUCCAGGACGACGAAGACCCGAGCCGCUUCGUCACGUACGAGAACAAGACAAACACUGACUACUGGUCCCACCUCGACCCAGACCGUAUGCGAGUGCCCCGCUAUCAGAACGCCGUUCAAAUCAUCAUGUCUGUCGUCUACCUCGCCCUCUACACUGGUGCCAUCAAUACCAUCAAUCCGACCGGAGACGUUGACGUCGUCGAGGCGCUGCUGUACUUCUGCACCCUGGGCCUGAUCUGCGACGAGGUGGCCAAGUUCUGGAAGGUCGGCCGCUUCUACCUCAGCUUCUGGAACAUAUUCAACAGCACUCUGUACGCUCUGCUCACUACAUCACUUGCUCUCCGCAUGGUUGCUCUCGGAUACAAACAGCACACCGAACCUCGAGCGCACUACAACCAGCUCAGCUAUAACUUCCUGGCUUUUACUGCGCCAAUGUUCUGGAUGCGACUGCUGCUGUACCUAGACACUUUCCGCUUCUUCGGAUCUAUGCUUGUCGUGCUGAAGGUCAUGAUGCGGGAGUCGCUCAUUUUCUUCCUCCUCCUGCUUGUCGUUCUAAUUGGCUUCUUGCAAGCCUUCAUAGGCAUGGACCUCACGGACGACUCACUCACCGACGUUGGCUUCAUCAUCCAGGCCAUGCUCAAUGCCAUUAUGCAAAGCCCCGAGUUUGAAGGGUUCGAUCGGUUUGCGCCUCCCUUUGGCAUCAUCCUAUACUACAUCUUCACCUUUGUAGUCAUGGUCAUCCUUCUCAAUAUCCUCAUCGCCCUGUAUAACUCGGCCUAUGAAGACAUCACCGGCAACGCCAUCGACGAGAACAUGGCCCUCUUUUCGCAGAAAACCAUGCAGUACGUUCGAGCGCCCGACGAAAACGUCUUCAUCCCCCCGUUCAACCUCAUUGAAAUCUUCUGUCUCAUCCUGCCGUUCGAGUGGUGGAUGCCCCAAGACAAGUACCGCCGUCUCAACGACUAUGUCAUGGGCAUCAUCUACUCGCCGCUGUUGGUCGUCACGGCCUUUAUGGAAACGCGGCAAGCGCACCGUGUGAAGUAUAACCGCCGACGGGGCGAGGAAGACGACGACGUGGUGCAGGAAUGGGAGCAAGCCCUACACGAGUGCGACUUUGAGGCGGACGGCUGGGAUAAGAAGGUGCAGCAGUCGAAGCCGAACGUCGAAUUCGACACAGAUGUGCUUGAGAUCAGAAAGCUGCAGAGCGAGGUCUCGGGGUUGAAGGAGUUGCUGCUGGAGAUGAAGGAAAAGGGAGGAUGGGGCGUCGAUACACUGAAGGAGAGCAAGUUUGGCGAGGAGAAGAUGGGCGAGAGUAGUGACAGCGUUGCGAGGGAGUAAGUCUUGCUCUUUCUUGCUUGCUUUGCUUCUUGCAGCGAGAGCGCUGUUGACCCGUUCUUAGACGGCAACGCGACGACGACAAGAGCAGCGCGUGGCACUCUGAUUAGCGCUGUUGUACGAACGAAUAAGCGAAUUACCUGUGGAUUACUCUUCGAGCGACAUAACUUGGUUCGGA